This is a messenger RNA of Fusarium poae, 408 nucleotides long. RefSeq lists its product as uncharacterized. Gene Ontology annotation, biological process: 2-oxoglutarate metabolic process. The coding region runs from base 1 to 408 and encodes 135 amino acids. Lineage: Eukaryota; Fungi; Ascomycota; Sordariomycetes; Hypocreales; Nectriaceae. The record is from RefSeq and is a predicted model, not a curated record. The transcript is spliced from 2 exons.
AUGUUCUCUGCUACUCGUGCCCUCCGACAGGCUGCUGUCCACGCUGAGCGAACCCCUCUCAUCAAGUUUCUCGGUCCCCGAACCAUCCCUUCCAACGUCGACCAUACCCCCAAGCCUCACCCCGCCUCCGGUGUUGAGAAGCUCCCCGAGUCCUGGUCCGGCUAUGGAAACGGCGACGCCGCCGCUUCUCACAAGAACUUCAGCUCCUACCGUGACCACGUCCAGCAGCAUGGUCCUCUUCAGAAGUCUGGCUUCGGCGGUACCAGUGCUGCCUCUCUGGGCUCUGUCAACCCUCCCAAGGGUGUUGCCUUUGACCUUUCUGAGCUUCCUGCCCGCUUCCACCGCGCUCCCCUCAACGCUGCCGAGAUCGAGGCUGUCGAGUCUGGCGGCGCUGCUCUCUUCGGUUAA